AGCUGCCGCGACAACCACAUUGAUGCGAGCGAGUAAGAGACUGAUCAAUCAAGUGGGCAUUGCUUUUGCUCCCUCGCGUUCCUUCGCAGCCAUGUCUGCAACACAAGCCCCGAAGGUGAAGAAAAUUGGACCAUUGUCUGCCGACGAAGCGAAAUGGACGGAACUUCGAAAGAUCGAGUGGACCGAUCAGACUGGCAAAGACCGAAUCUGGGAAGCAGCCGCACGCAAAACCCGUGGCAAAGGAGGCGUUGAUGCCGUUGCCAUUGCCCCGAUUCUCCGCCACCCUCACAAUCCGCCCUCCACCAUGAUCAUCCUGCAGUACCGGCCGCCGGUCGAGGCAACGUGCGUCGAAUUCCCAGCAGGUCUCAUCGAUGAGGGCGAAACGCCAGAGCAAGCUGCCGUGCGUGAGCUCAAGGAGGAGACGGGCUACGAAGGCAAGGUAGUUGAUUGCUCGCCCACAAUCGUGUCGGAUCCCGGAUUGACCAAUGCCAACAUGCAGAUGGUCACGGUGGAGGUCAAUCUAUCGGAGGGAGACGACAAGCCUGAACAACACCUCGACGAUGGUGAAUUCAUUGAACGGGUCAUCGUGCCACUGCAUGAACUCUACGACAAACUGCAAGCGCUUUCCAAGGAAGACGGCAAGAUCGUUGAUGCGAGGCUCUUCCACUGGGCGCUGGGCUUGCACUGGAGUCAGCGACUGAACCUCAAAGGCUGACACAUCGUCGUUGAAGACUUCACCGCCCGAGGCUACGUGCCGGACAUCUACGUAGCCUUUGUCGCUUAUGGGUGGCACUGUGGCUCUCAGUACUUACGAGCGGGCUGAAAUAGCGGAAUCGUCUCCAUCAAGAUCAGGCAGAGAUGAACAGGGCAGGUGAAGAUGGACUAGAUUCCUGAGUACAACGAUUCGGGAAAAGGUCGAUUCAUGAACGUCUGUCUAUCACUGUAUUACGAGGCUCUAUCUUCGGGAAAACUGAGGACCAAACCUAUUCAACCCCUCGCAAAGUAAUUGU
This is a messenger RNA of Neohortaea acidophila, 1010 nucleotides long. RefSeq names its product NUDIX hydrolase domain-like protein. Bases 23 to 715 code for a protein of 230 amino acids. Gene Ontology annotation, biological process: ribose phosphate metabolic process; nucleoside phosphate metabolic process. The transcript has 8 exons. Gene Ontology annotation, molecular function: ADP-ribose diphosphatase activity. The record is from RefSeq and is a predicted model, not a curated record. Lineage: Eukaryota; Fungi; Ascomycota; Dothideomycetes; Mycosphaerellales; Teratosphaeriaceae. Gene Ontology annotation, cellular component: nucleus.